CGCCCUGUGCUCGGGCCGGGCCGGGAGGGUCCCGGGGCGUGCGGCCGUGCCGGCUGGUGAGACUGUCCGGGCAGACGCAGCGCCAUGCGCGCCCCUCCUGCCAGGGCUCUGCUGCUGAUUCCGCGCCGGGGCCCUGCCUUGCGAGCGUGGGCCCCGGCGGUCUCCUCUCGGACAUGGCUGGCUUCAGAAUGGACCCCGCUCGUACGCCCGUGGACUUCUCUGAUCCAUGAGUCGAGCCCGGGCCUCCGUUUUCCCGCGCCCUUAUCCGGGCUGUCUGGUGGCGUGGGACGGUGGGCCACCUCCUCCGGGGCCCGCAGGUGCUGGGUGCUGGCAGGACUCCGCGCCGCGCAUCCCCUGUUCUCCAGGUUCCAGGGAGCAGCGGCCACCGGUGUGCGAGACCUUGGGAACGACUCGCGGCGGCGGCCCGCGGCAACCAGGCACUCAGAAGUAUGGAAGCUUCUGGGGCUGAUGCGCCCCGAACGCGGGAGGCUGUCAGCUGCUGUUGGGUUUCUCACUGUGUCCAGUGUCAUCACCAUGUCUGCCCCCUUCUUCCUGGGGAGGAUCAUUGAUGUCAUCUACACCAACCCAGGCGAGGACUAUGGUGACAGCCUGACUCGGCUCUGUGCUGCACUCACCUGUGUGUUCCUGUGCGGUGCUGCCGCCAACGGCAUUCGAGUCUACCUCAUGCAGUCUUCAGGUCAGAGCAUUGUGAACAGGCUGCGCACCUCACUGUUCUCCUCGAUUCUAAGGCAAGAGGUUGCUUUUUUUGACAAGACACGCACAGGCGAAUUGAUUAACCGCCUCUCCUCGGAUACUGCACUCCUGGGGCGCUCUGUGACUGAAAACCUCUCUGAUGGCCUGAGGGCUGUGGCCCAGGCCUCGGUUGGUAUUGGCAUGAUGUUUUUUGUGUCACCAAGUCUGGCCACCUUUGUUCUGAGUGUGGUACCUCCCAUCUCUGUCCUCGCGGUGAUUUAUGGGCGAUAUCUACGGAAACUGUCCAAAACCACUCAAGACUCUUUGGCAGAAGCCACACAGCUAGCUGAGGAGCGCAUUGGAAACAUAAGAACCAUCCGAGCUUUUGGGAAGGAGAUGACGGAAGUGGAGAAGUACACCGGCCGAGUGGGCCAGUUGCUGCAGCUGGCACAGAAGGAGGCCUUAGCACGAGCCGGCUUCUUUGGAGCAGCUGGGCUCUCGGGAAACCUGAUUGUGCUGUCUGUCCUGUACAAAGGAGGCCUGCUGAUGGGCAGCGCCCAUAUGACAGUGGGCGAGCUCUCUUCCUUCCUCAUGUACGCUUUCUGGGUUGGAUUGAGCAUCGGAGGUCUGAGUUCAUUCUACUCUGAGCUGAUGAAAGGCCUGGGUGCUGGUGGGCGGCUCUGGGAGCUGCUGGAGAGACAGCCACGACUGCCUUUUAACGAGGGGAUGGUGUUAGAUGAGAAAACCUUCCAGGGUGCCCUGGAGUUCAGAAAUGUGCACUUCACAUACCCUGCUCGCCCAGAGGUGUCCGUGUUCCAGGACUUCAGUCUUUCCAUCCCAUCUGGAUCUGUCACAGCGCUGGUUGGCCCUAGUGGCUCUGGGAAAUCAACAGUGGUCUCACUCCUGCUGCGAUUGUACGACCCUGAUUCUGGAGCAGUCAGUCUUGAUGGCCAUGACAUUCGUCAGCUAAACCCCGUCUGGCUGAGAUCCAAGAUUGGGACAGUAAGUCAGGAGCCAGUCCUGUUUUCCUGCUCCAUUGCUGAAAACAUUGCCUAUGGUGCUGACAGCCUCUCGUCGGUCACAACCCGGGAGGUGGAGAGGGCUGCAGAAGUGGCCAAUGCUGCUGAGUUCAUUCGUAGCUUCCCUCAGGGCUUCGACACUGUGGUUGGGGAGAAGGGCAUCCUCCUGUCCGGUGGGCAGAAGCAGAGAAUCGCAAUAGCCAGAGCUCUGCUGAAGAACCCCAAAAUUCUUCUCCUUGAUGAAGCAACCAGUGCACUGGAUGCCGAAAAUGAGCACCUGGUCCAGGAGGCCCUUGACCGGCUGAUGGAGGGAAGAACGGUGUUGAUCAUAGCCCACCGCCUGUCCACCAUUAAGAAUGCCAAUUUUGUUGCUGUCCUUGACCAAGGAAAAAUCUGUGAACAUGGGACUCAUGAAGAGCUGCUUUUGAAGCCCAAUGGGCUUUACAGAAAACUGAUGAACAAACAGAGUUUCGGGUCAUAUAAUGGAGCAAAGCAGUUCCUGGAACCUGCACGGGCGUAGCCUGCAGUCCAGGUAUUGGGUAGCUGAAGCAGGACUGUGACUCCUUCCUCGUGUACUUAUCAGUACCCUGUGUAAAGACAGAAACCGAGCAGCAGUUAGUGGUGGGCUGUCUGAGAGAUCCUAAAACCAAACAGCACUGGAGAACAGAUCCUAGAGGCUUUGUGAGACCUGAGUAUACUUCAGCUAUUUGAAAUAUGCCUCUUUUCACAAAGAAUGUACUAUCAUUUUAUGAUGUACCUGUCUGCCCAGACCUUUAUUGAGUUCUAAAAUUGUAGUUUUCUAAGUGUAAAGUGCUGAAAUGGCUGCAGGUUUCCAGCGUUUGCUAGCCGAGCAGAAGACCUCACUUCCUAUGUGUGCUGCCAGAGUCGAGUUGUUCUCAAGUGACAACUUUAAAAAGGGAAUUAGAAACUAAAGGCCUAACUAACUUAAGCCAGUAUGCUUAUCCCUGGGGCACCUACCUGGGGCCACUGAGGGAAAGUUUGCCUUGUCGGUCCCCCACUAUCUUCAGGUGUCAGAGUUCUCAAACACUACAAGGCUGUACCUGUCAGAAUGUGCAGUGCUCACCACUUGGGCUCUCGAGAGCCUGACGCAUUUUGCCAAAGGAAGAAGUCCCGUCCAUUCUGGGAACUGGAAAGCUUCUAUUUUUUUAUUACCUCCUUGUUUUAUGACUCCUUUUGUGAAGCAAGGUACAAAUGACCAGGCAUUAUCAACAGAGGUGAAUGAAAAUCCACGUCACAUUUGUUGAAGCAUAUCUUUUGAAAAAAAAACCCACUUUAAAUAUGUAAUUCCUAGGUAUAUUGUAGUUUUAUAUUUUUAAAUUUUUAUUAAUAAGGCUGAAUCUGAAUAAUAUAAUUUUCAGCCUUGAGUAUGGUGGCUCUUGAGAAGCAAGGCAACCAAAGGAACAUUGGCCUUUGGAGAGCAUCACAGUUUAGGUGCAUGAUGUCCUGCCUCUGUUACUCUCUAGACACCAUCAGAAGUCAACCUGCGGUUAAGUGUGGCCGCCCUGCCAUACACAAGAGAAAGUCUGACUGGAGUGCCAGGCUAGGAGAUGAAACCCUGCUGGGUCUGGGGGAAGGAGACUCCUAAAUUGUUUAUUGUGUAGACAUGGAUCCUGUGAAGGAACAACCUAAACCCAAGAGGGUAAUUGUUGCAGCAUCCAGUUCAUGUUGAAGAUUUCAACAGUCAUGAAAUAAGUGUUCUGUUUCAAAAGAAAAAGUAUAGUUGCUCACACCCACGUGGGAAGCCAAACCCUGUGUUGCAUAGUGAACUUAAAACCAGCCAGCGCAUGAGACUGUGUCUCAAACAGAGAUUUGAAAUUUGAAGAGUUUGUAAGUCCUACUCCAAGCAGUGGAUGGAACCUUAACUCGGAGCUGCCCUAUAAAACGUGCCCUUGUCCCUGUGCUUAUGGUUUGUCCCCUACAGUGUCACAACUCUUACAGCAGUGACCAAAUGAAUUUGCUCAUUUUUUUUUUUAUCAGUGCUGUUAACUGGAUGUUGCCUCAGGAGGAAGUGGUUUUUAUGGUGGUGAUGCAGAGCCUGAGGCAUAGCUACCCUGAGAGUUAGCUACUUGGACACACCUGCUGUGCCUUUUGGCCUCGGGUUGUUCUGGAAGAAACCUCUUCACAGAAGAGACAUAGUAUCACAGCUUAUGUUACAUGGGGAACUGACUAACGAGUACGAGGCCCCCAUGGAUGUGUGUGGUGGUCUUGGGAUAGCACGUCUGUGACGGUCAUCUUCCACUGUCCACAUUUACAUUUGCUCAGCUCCUUCCUUGCAGAGUGUUCUCAGAACUCAGAGCAACUGCAAAUCAGGCUGUUGAGAAAGUAUUAUGAAAAUUGAAUUGAGUCAUCACAUUUUAUUCUUUUUUGUUUUUGUUUGUCGAGACAGGGUUUCUCUGUGUAGCCCUGGCUGUCCCAGAACUCACUCUGUAGACCAGGCUGGCCUCGAACUCAGAAAUGCGCCUGCCUCUGCCUCCCAAGUGCUGGGAUUAAAGGCGUGCGCCACCACUGCCUGGCUCACAUUUUAUUUCUUAAUAUGUUUAACAUUUUAUAUCAGAUUAAAAUUUAUAGUGAACUUAA
Mastomys coucha (southern multimammate mouse) is the source of this 4310-nucleotide messenger RNA. RefSeq names its product ATP binding cassette subfamily B member 10 (gene Abcb10). Gene Ontology annotation, biological process: transmembrane transport. Gene Ontology annotation, cellular component: membrane. The record is from RefSeq and is a predicted model, not a curated record. The coding region runs from base 85 to 2232 and encodes 715 amino acids. The transcript is spliced from 13 exons. Gene Ontology annotation, molecular function: ABC-type oligopeptide transporter activity; ATP hydrolysis activity; ATP binding. Lineage: Eukaryota; Metazoa; Chordata; Mammalia; Rodentia; Muridae.